Fonsecaea multimorphosa CBS 102226 is the source of this 1395-nucleotide messenger RNA. RefSeq lists its product as uncharacterized. NCBI's taxonomy places the organism in Eukaryota, Fungi, Ascomycota, Eurotiomycetes, Chaetothyriales, Herpotrichiellaceae. The transcript has a single exon. The record is from RefSeq and is a predicted model, not a curated record. The coding region runs from base 1 to 1395 and encodes 464 amino acids. Gene Ontology annotation, biological process: fatty acid alpha-oxidation. Gene Ontology annotation, molecular function: phytanoyl-CoA dioxygenase activity.
AUGGACUCAAACUCGACGACUUCCUCUGCCUGUCUGGCAAACGGACAUUCCGCAGGUGCAGGUGCAGGUGGCUCCAACGGUGUCGGCAAUGGGCCAUCAUCUUCAUCCUCAUCUCACGCCCAGACACAGGUGCCCAAGAGACUAUACUCGGUGUCGGCGCCGCCGCCGUCGCUGGCCGCGUUCAGGGCAUUAUGCACCCAAUCGACCAGCCGGGAGACGUAUCCGCACGCGUCGGCCGUGGUAUCCAACAUCCCCAUCUACGAUCUGCCGGAGUAUCCAGAUCUGCCAGCCGCAGCAGAUGGGGGUUUCGUGAUGGACGAGUUGCAGGACGAAUGGCACCACAUCCUCCUCUCGGGCCCCGGGGUGGUGGUGCUCCGCAACUUCAGCCCAGACAGGGAGUUGCUGGAGCGCGUCAACGCCGUGUUCGCGGACAUCAUCGCCGGAGAAGCUGCGCGAGGAGGAGCUGGCCAGGGCCAGGGCCAGGGCGGUGACCACUUCGCCGCGCGAGGCAGCAACGCACGCAUCUGGAACUCGUUCCAGAAACACGCCGAGCGAGACCCGGUCUCCUUUGCGCGGUACUACGCCAACCCGUACCUGGCCGCCAUGUGCGCCGCGUGGCUGGGGCCGGGGUACCAAAUCACGGCGCAGGUCAACGUCGUGCGGCCGGGAGGCAAGCCGCAGGUCCCGCACCGCGACUACCACCUGGGCUUCCAAUCCGCGGAGUCCUGCGCGCUAUACCCUGCAGCAACGCAAGUGGCGACACAGUUCUUGACACUCCAGGGCGCCAUCGCGCACAGCGACAUGCCGCGCGCCAGCGGGCCCACGCGCCUUUUGCCCUUCUCGCAGCAGUUCGCGCCGGGGUACAUGGCGUACCGGCUGGCCGAGUUCCAGGCUUUCUUUGCCCAAAACUGGGUCACCGUCGACCUGGCCAUGGGCGAUGCGCUGUUCUUCAACCCGGCCCUGUUCCACGCCGCGGGCGAGAAUACCACACGACACAUCCACCGCUCCGCAAACCUGCUCCAGGUGAGCAGUGCGUUUGGCAGGACCAUGGAGACGGUCGACACCCUGGCCGUCAUCGCGAGUUGUUGGGAUGAAGUCACGAGGUUGUACGUCGACGACGGAGCUGGAGCAGCAGCAGGAGGAGACAAGACACAGCUGCAGACUGGCACGAGAGUCGACGCCAUUCUGAAUGCAAUCGGCAAUGGCUAUCCGUUCCCCACGAACCUCGAUCGCAGGCCGCCUGCGCCGGGCGGGAUGGCGCCGGAGAACGAGGUCGAUGUCCUCCGCAAGGCGCUGCUGGAGGGGUGGGACGUGGAGCGGGUCGUGAGGGCUAUCACGGCGAUCCGGAGGGAUUCGAUGGCACAGAUUAGACGACCCAAAGAACAAAGUAAGUAA